CUCCUUCGUCUUCUUCAUCAAGAAAGAGAGAGAGAGAGAGAGAAAGGGAGAACCAUUCUUCUCUUGCCUCAAGUGGUUUAAGAAGACAACAAAAAGAAAUGGAAGAUCAUCUUCCUCCAGGGUUCAGAUUUCAUCCGACAGACGAGGAGCUCAUAACGCAUUACCUAUGUCGGAAAGUCUCCGAUACAGGAUUCACCGGUAAAGCUGUCGUCGACGUUGAUCUCAACAAGUGUGAACCUUGGGAUUUGCCAGCCAAAGCUUCAAUGGGAGAGAAAGAGUGGUAUUUCUUCAGCCAAAGGGACCGGAAAUAUCCAACCGGUUUGCGGACAAACCGAGCAACAGAAGCCGGUUAUUGGAAAACCACGGGGAAAGAUAAAGAGAUAUACCGAAGUGGAAUGUUGGUAGGGAUGAAGAAAACCCUAGUUUUCUACAAAGGACGAGCUCCCAAAGGUGAGAAAAGCAAUUGGGUUAUGCAUGAGUACAGGCUUGAGAGCAAACAACCCUUCAACCCCACCAAUAAGGAGGAAUGGGUAGUGUGUAGGGUUUUCGAAAAGAGCACGGCAACGAAGAAAGCACAAGAGCAACAACCUCAAUCUUCACAACCUUCUUUUGGAUCUCCAUGCGAUGCCAAUUCAUCAAUGGCAAAUGAAUUUGAAGAUAUCGAGCUUCCGAAUCUGAAUUCAAACUCAUCGACCAUCGACUACAAUAAUCAAAUCCAUCAAUAUAAUUCGCAGCGCAAUGUCUAUUCAGAAGACAAUACGACAAGUACGGCUGGUCUCAACAUGGCUAGUUCUAAUAUUCCUUCUUGGACAACAAGUCUACUUGGUCCGCCUUUAUCUCCAAUCAACUCUUUGUUGCUCAAGGCUUUCCAAAUUAGGAACACUUACGGUUUCCAAAAAGAGAUGAUUCCCAAUUUCAACCCGUCUCCUCUUCAACAAGGAGUGGUCUCCAAUAUUAUGCAAAAUGGUUCAAGUUCGUCUCAAGCACAAGCACAACCACAAGAGGAAGCGUUUAAUAUGGACUCCAUAUGGUGAAGGGGAUUCAAAUCACGUAUAUUAAAUUUGAGAUUCCCUAGUCCCUACUUAUGUAAUCUCCAUCAAUUUUAUCAAUUGUAUCAUUUACACACACGUAGAUCAUUUAUGGGUAUCAAGUAAAUUAAUAAUUAGUGUAUCUUUUAUGUGAAACUAGGGAAAAGUCUUCCCAUGCAUGUCUACGUCCUUUAAUGUGAAGGGGGACAAAGACACGUCUUAUAUAUAUAUAGCCUUUGUAGUUUUCAUUUCAUGUAUAUAUUACUUGUUAACA
Messenger RNA from Capsella rubella, 1302 nucleotides. RefSeq names its product NAC domain-containing protein 100. Gene Ontology annotation, molecular function: DNA binding. The record is from RefSeq and is a predicted model, not a curated record. NCBI's taxonomy places the organism in Eukaryota, Viridiplantae, Streptophyta, Magnoliopsida, Brassicales, Brassicaceae. The coding region runs from base 99 to 1034 and encodes 311 amino acids. The transcript has 3 exons. Gene Ontology annotation, biological process: regulation of DNA-templated transcription.